Molecule: messenger RNA, 5090 nt
Organism: Mycetomoellerius zeteki
Lineage: Eukaryota; Metazoa; Arthropoda; Insecta; Hymenoptera; Formicidae
Gene: GluClalpha
Product: glycine receptor alpha 1
Exons: 8
Coding region: 1265-2710 (481 amino acids)
Biological process (GO): monoatomic ion transmembrane transport
Cellular component (GO): membrane
Molecular function (GO): extracellular ligand-gated monoatomic ion channel activity; transmembrane signaling receptor activity
Source: RefSeq, a predicted model, not a curated record
UUCUCCAUUCGAUGUGCUACGCGCAGGCACCCAACACAUAUGCACAUCGACUUUAUUCCUUACCUGUGUUACAUCUUAUGGGAUUUGUUUACACUUGGCGAAGCGCACGGAUCAAUAAUCGUCGCUUUUAGCGCUGGAUGUUACUCCGUUUUCGCUCCUAUAAGAGAUCGCACAGCAAAGGAUACUGUCAUCCGCAAAUCCAAAUCGAUCUUACUCCACAUUGGCUUUCAAGACGAGUCUUUUUCUUUCGUUUUUUUUUCCUCGACUGUAGCAGAUCCGUAGCUUUCACACGAUUCGCUAGUUAUUUGCGUGAGGUAUUAAUCGAGCUGUGGGAUAAGAAGAAGCUAACACGCUCGCUAAAUCGCUGCAGUAUAGUUCGCCCCAUCGCAUCACCCCAUGCCAUUUAAAUGUCGUAGCGCGUAGCGUGUUUAUUUAAAUUUUAUAUCGAUCUCACGAUAUCUGCAUAUAUCCAAGCUCAUCUCCAAACUCUCUUACGCUUUUUUUAUACAACACAUAUUGGAUCGCGUAACGAGAUAUGCGACCUGUGCCUCGCGGCAAGAUAAUGGAAGGUCUCCCGUCCUCUCGGAGGAGUGUUUCAAACUGAUUAAAAACUGAAAUAAAGCGAUAUUUCAAGUGUCAUCCGUAAAAAUUAAUCGUCAGUGAACGAGCACGUGUUACGAGUAUGACACUUUAUCGGGAGUUUGAUUUAGUAAUAACGAUUUUUCGAAAAUACACCGAAUAUAUAUCGUGCGGUUUGUCGUGAUUUUAUCGCGGGGCACAGAAGUGCAUGAUGAUAAUGCUCUGUCGUUUUGUCCAUUCGUUCGGAUGCGUAUCGUAUGAUCGGCGGAAGCGACAUUCGCGAUUAAUCCAUUAUUUAUUGAUGUUCGAUCCAUUGACGCGUGCGACACGUGCGUUCGAGAGAAUCGAUGAGUCUCAGAAUCAUCUUAUCACGAUGCCUCUAUCAUUCCCUCGCCUCCUUUCCCCCUUCCCGUCCUCCUCUUCCUGUCCUCUCAUUCAUUAAUGAUCCACCCACACCGCAAGUUAUAUUAUCCCGGUAAAUUAAAUGAAAGCGAAAGCGAAUUAACCAAAAGCAAAAAAAAAAAAAAUAAGCAAAGAAAAUACAAAGCCAGCGAUCCUCGGUUCACGGCGACCGAUUUAAUUAAUCGAUUUCUUUUGUUCUGUUCCGGUCGACGUGUUAGAUGGCCCGACAAAUGUGAAGGUCAACAUCUUUCUCCGCUCUAUCAGCAAAAUAGAUGAUUAUAAUAUGGAAUACUCCGUACAAUUAACAUUUCGGGAACAAUGGUUGGAUGAGAGAUUACGGUUUAAUGACUUUGGAGGUAAACUUAAAUAUUUAACUCUGACGGAAGCUAGCCGCGUCUGGAUGCCAGAUUUGUUCUUCUCGAACGAGAAGGAGGGUCACUUUCACAACAUCAUUAUGCCGAACGUAUACAUACGAAUUUUCCCGGAUGGCUCGGUUCUUUAUAGCAUACGGAUAUCUUUGACGCUCUCGUGCCCCAUGAAUUUGAAACUGUAUCCCCUGGAUCGACAAACUUGCUCACUUCGUAUGGCGAGUUACGGAUGGACGAUGAACGAUUUGGUCUUUCAAUGGAAGGAAGGCGACCCCGUUCAAGUGGUUAAGAAUUUACACCUACCCAGGUUCACCCUCGAGAAAUUCCUCACGGACUACUGCAAUAGCAAGACGAACACCGGAGAGUACAGUUGCUUGAAAGUGGACCUGCUCUUCAAGAGAGAGUUCAGUUACUAUCUCAUUCAAAUCUACAUCCCAUGCUGUAUGCUCGUUAUCGUGUCCUGGGUGUCUUUCUGGCUGGAUCAGAGCGCCGUGCCUGCCCGGGUGUCACUAGGCGUUACGACACUGCUGACAAUGGCCACUCAGACAUCGGGGAUAAACGCCUCACUGCCACCGGUCUCCUACACGAAGGCUAUCGACGUUUGGACAGGAGUGUGCUUGACCUUCGUGUUCGGUGCACUACUUGAAUUCGCGCUGGUCAACUACGCGUCGCGUAGCGACAUGCACAGCGACAACAUAAAGAAGCAGUUUCCACAGAACGAGAUGGAACAUUCGUCGUCGAUUGAUCCGUCUUCGGAAUUGCUCGAGCCGGAUGGAUCAACCAACUUCGCUAUGCAACAGCAGACUCAUGGCAGCAAUCCGUCGAUGACACAACAUCAUUCGCUGCCGCGUACGUAUCAGCAGGACCAUCAUCAUCAGCAGCAGCACCACCACCAUCAUCAGUUACAUCGUCAUCAGCGUUAUCAUCCGAAUCGUUCGCCAUCGCCGACUUUCUCGCUGCUGAACGACGAAGAUUGCGUCGCCGGCCGAUGUUCGCCGAUGAAGGCACCGCGACAUCACUCGCGUAGAAGCUCGGCGAGGUCGUCGCCGUCGCGAUGGCCUUCGCCAGCCUCCUCAGCGUCGCCUCUGGGCACGCCGUUGCGCGCCGCAACACCUUCGCCGCCGAUCGCGAUACCGAUUUCGUCCACGACACCGCUGCCCAUGUCGGCUACGGUGUCGUCGAAAACGCGCUACUGGCUGAGGAAAUUGCUUUUAUGUGGAUAUCCGGAUGAUGCCCGAGGCAGCGCGAGAAUCGACUACAUUGCGCGCUAUGCCUUCCCAUUCAUGUUCAUUCUUUUCAACGUCUUGUACUGGUGUAUUUAUACGGGUCAUGGAGGCGACAACGUCAGUGCAGAAAAGUGAAGAAGGAAAGCGUAUACAGAAUUAUGUGUACGAAACCAAGCCGAGUGCGAUCCGUCAAGUCGGAUAAAUCCUCGAAGAAACACCGAAGCAAACUUUUUACGAGCUCCGAUCGUAAGAUGAUACAUUAUUAACACCAACGAUAUUGCAAAUCAAACUGCAGUUUGCUCGACGAGGACCGACCGGAGGCACUUCGACGUGGAGAUAAAUCUUCAUUGUUCGCGCCUGAAACGGAAAUAUUCCAGGACGAGGAUCAUCUAAGGGGCGAGGAUGUUAGCGACGUUCAGUACACAUCUCGGGACGGUCGAAAUGAUGAGGACGAUGAAAUAUAACAUCUUAAUUGCGUAUUACAUCUCAUACACAAAACACAUACACACAUACACAUAUAUGUUCGCGCACACAGACAUAUACACGUAUGCAUGCAUGUAUGUACCAUCGUAAUCGAUGAUCUGUUCGGAAGACCGCGUGCCACAGACUGAAUUGAAAGCGUAGAGGGCCCUGUAUAGCCACGGCCUGUUAACAAUGAAAGAAAAAAAGAUGCAUAAAGUUUAUAAGUAUAAAUAUAUCUACGUUGCGCGAGAUCGCGCACUGUUGGACCGCGGACGCGUCCGUCAUUGCGAAAUUAACGGACAGUUCGUCGGAUCCAGUAAAUAUUACCGUAAGAUGAGAUAACGGUGAGAUAACACACGGCACGUCGAGACAACGUGGUUCGCUUCAGUUUUCCACGUGAAACGACAAUUGUCUCAACACGAGGAUGAACGGCGCGUUUAGACAAGAUGUUUCAUUGAGUUUCAAGAAUACGAAAUGAUCGGCGUUGACUCGCUACGUCGUGUGUUAUCCCUCCUCAAGCCUGUAUAAGGUGCACACGAGGAUCGGCUGCGGAAUGUUCGACGCUAGAAAAAGAAUAUUGAAAGCUAUGUAUCUAGAAAGGUGUUGAACGUUCGAUGAUCUUUCGGGUGUAUAGAACAACCUGUUGGUAUCUGGCAGGUUUAUCAAUCCUAGCGGUACCAAGUGACGCAGACCGAAGCCAAAAGCUCGUGUUUGAAUCAUCAUAUUUUUUUAUUUACCCUAUAUAUAAUUUAAAAGGACAGUGUUAGGUAGCUGUCGCGGAGAUUAGAGAGGCAAAAGGACGUCACGUUGUAAUUUAAUUAUGUCGGUGGAUUUUAGAGAAGUAUCCCCCUGCUCUUCUACCAUUGAUAAUAUACCAUCAGAUGUCUUAUUGGUAUCGCUAGGCUCAGUCCUUAUCCGGGCAGCCGUUCUUUUUGCGAAGAAAAUGAGCCAAUGCUCGUCGAAACAUUUAUUUAAUGCAAAUUAUCGGCAAAUUUAUCUCCAAAUUCGUUUAAAGUUUCGAGUCUUCAAAAGUACAGAUGUAACGAUCAUGACGUAAAGAAUUGCGCGUCUGCUCUGUGUCAAAAAUCAGGGGAUUUGAAUUUCCCUAGAACACAUAUCAAAUGAUCUUAUUUGAUCGCUACUUCUCGGAAGUCAAUGGCAAGCCAAGAAUAUCCUUGCCAAUGGUAAAUUUAUUUUUAAAAUAGUUAAAAUAGUCAAUGUUAUAUUUUAAAUUUAAUGUAGCAAAAAAUCUGCGACGCUAAAUAUAAUGAACCUUCUUCUUCCUCUUAGGCUUCUGGCCUGUGUUACAUCUCUCUCAUAUGUUUGUGGUACGCAUGUUGAUUAUUCAAUUGCCACAAGUAUGCGGGAUCUACAGUUUUAAUAACGAAUCUGUAAUUAUCUAAAAUUAGAACAUUAUCUAAAAUUAAUUUAGAUGAUUAUGGAUUCAUCAUAUUUAACGCCGCAGAUUCUUUUACCACUGGAAGGUGUUUUAAAUGGUUUGUCAUUGCUUUCUGAAAAAUAACGAUCAAAUAAAAUCAUCUGAUGGGUUCUGGCUGGAUUUGAAUCCUUUGGAAUGGAGAACAGGUUUACGCCACUACGGCCACACUUGCAUUUCUGAAGAUUCGAAGCUUUUGAAACAAAUUUAAAAGGAAACAGUUAGCGAACAAAGGAGAUAAAUUCGGCGCAGUUUUCUCGCGAGGAUGAUCUGACAGCCCGGAUGAAGAUUGACGCAAAACGCGGAUGCGAGCCGAGAGCGAUCGCAGGCUCGCGAUACGAAGUAUCGGCGAAGCGGUCGCGUCGCACGCAUACCACGUUCAACAUAUUUCCUGUUUCCGCUGCCCCGGGUCGAUGUGUUCGCUCAGGGAGGAUUCCCGGCGAUGCGGCACGGGGCUGUCCCACGUAUAUUGCUCAGAAGAGAUCGGCGACGCCGCGCCUGGAAACCAAUCCGUCGACCUGUCCGUCGAAAGAGCUGCGGUGUCGUCGACCUCACGGAUGGAACGAGGAGACGACGAAGACACGCAGAACGUGCUCAUAAAGAGAGAAAAAAAAGAGA